Gryllus bimaculatus (two-spotted cricket) is the source of this 594-nucleotide messenger RNA. Lineage: Eukaryota; Metazoa; Arthropoda; Insecta; Orthoptera; Gryllidae. The record is from the annotation of a GenBank genome assembly.
AUGGUAGAUGGAAUAAGAGGAUAUAUUGAUAGUUUUGGGGCUUGGAUGUUGAAAUACGCUAUGGCUGCUCCUACAACUGUAUCUGCUUUGGUUUAUUCAUCAACUUUUGUUACAGCAGGGCGGAUUAUUGCUUUAUCAGCGUUGAGUCAAUUGGGUCUUAUAAUGAGAACUAUUGGAUUAGAUUAUUUAUUAUUAAUUAGGUUUUUUCAUUCAUUAACUCGUGCAUUAUUAAGGCUUUAUUAUUUGUGUGCGGGUAUUAUUAUUCAUUGUUUGAAUGAUCUUCAAGAUUUUCAUGCAAUAGAUAGAAUUUUUAUAACAAAACGGGCGCACCCGGGGCGUGCUGCACCUGCUGGUGAAGCGCGGCGCAACGUGCCUUCGCAAGACGGAGCUGGGCUUCAACGGCCGCUGCAGCUGGCCGCCUACCACACGACUGACAGCGGGCGCCUGCGUGGCGCUGCUGGUGGAAAGGCGCCGACGUGCACGCGCGCACGCGGGCGGCAAACGGCGCUGCACUUCGCCGCCGAGAGCGGCAACUGGCGCCGCGUGCGUGCGCUCCGCGCCGCGGGUAACUAUGUUGCUACUUCUCGCCAUUGA